AUGGUCCAUCAAGUUAAAAUAACACUCAGCAAAUGUCUCCGAUUCGGUGUCAUGGCGAUGGUUUUGGUAGCGCUGCUGUCCAUCACACCGUGUAGCGCUCGUCCGGCUAUCGAGGCGGACGAUUUGGCUGACGGUAAAAUUGUAAACCAAAGUGCAAACAUCAACCAGCCGCGGUCGAGCAUAUUGGACAACAUUUUCAACAUCCCAAUCCAGACGCUGAAGGCCGUCAACGAUCUGGUGCAGAGUAUUGCCGGAAAUUUGCAGCAGGCCGGUUCCGGCAGCUACUUCCGGGCUCGCUCGGGCAACAACGUGCGCAACAUCAACGUCCACGUGGAUGGCGAAGAGGAGGAAGCGGUCGCCGAGCAGGCGAAGGCGAAGAAAAAUGAAAUCAAGAACUAA
Anopheles coustani is the source of this 399-nucleotide messenger RNA. RefSeq lists its product as uncharacterized. The record is from RefSeq and is a predicted model, not a curated record. NCBI's taxonomy places the organism in Eukaryota, Metazoa, Arthropoda, Insecta, Diptera, Culicidae. The transcript has 4 exons. Bases 1 to 399 code for a protein of 132 amino acids.